UACAUUUGUUUCGGGAAUGAAAAGGUUUAGUUUCUGUGUGAGGACCACAGAAGGUUACAUGUGGAACAACAGAAGGUUACAUGUGAAACAACAGAAGGUUACAUGUGAAACAACAGAAGGUUACAUGUGAAACAACAGAAGGUUACAUGUGAAACAACAGAAGGUUACAUGUGAAACAACAGAAGGUUACAUGUGAAUCAACAGGGCUUUGACAAUGUUUUGCUGUUUGGCACUUUUGUAAAUAUAUAUAUAUAAUGAAAGCAUGGAGUGUCGUCAUCGUUUUUCCCCCUUUAAAUCAGAACAGAACCAAUAGAUCCCCUCUUCUAUAUGCGUCCAGUUAGUGAUUCACUGUAAGGGUUUCAUUCAUAAAGUCUAGAGCUCAUUCAUCUCUGAAAGGCUUCCACAAGCAAAAGCCCCAACAUCAAUAUUGGAACAAUAAAAAAACGAAACGUUGCUCAUAUUAAGAGGCGCCAUAACCAAUGUGUCCGACAUUUAAUUAACUCCCUGUGAAUAUCUUUAAAUACCCCGUCCAUUAUCCCGGGAGCAGAGCUCCACAGUCGGAAUUAUAGGUCACAAAAGUGAAUUAAUUUGGAGCUGCAAUUGAUUCCCUCCCCGCGCAUUGGUCCGACCGUCGUGACCUAUGGCCACCCGACACCCAUUAACCACUGCUCUGCUUGGGGCAGCCGGAGCUCCCCGCCCCUGAGAGUAUAAAGACGGGGAGCACGGUCCUGACCGGCAGACCCCCGACCUCCCCAUAACCAUCAGAGACCCCCGACUUUCCGAGACCCAGCGGUCCACACGGAUACAGAAAGGCCUGCUCCUUAUCAACGGUGGCCAUGAGAGGGUUAAGGACAGUGACUUUAGCCCAGCUGCUCUCCAUCCUGCUGCUGGCGACGCUCGUCUCGCGUUCGUGGAGCGCGCCGAAGAGUUCUUUCCAGAGGAGGAACUGGACUCCGCAGGCGAUGCUGUACCUGAAGGGAACACAGGGCAGGCGGUUCAUCUCAGAAGACGGGAAGGAAGGAGACGUCUACGACACGUUGCACUUGGAGAGCCAGGGGGGCCUGAGCCCGGAGAAGCAGAGCGUGGACCAGGCCGCCGCCCUGCUGCUCAGCUUCCUGCAGACGCUGAAGGACCAAGCCAACGAAAACGCCAACCAGCUGUCCUUCCAGGACCUUCCGGUGUGGAAGCGGGAAUACUUCUGAUGGAGGCGUGUCUGAAACGGCUCAAGACCAUCCCUGAUUGGAUGUUUAUAAUACUGCGUGCUGCGAUGGGGAGAGAAGACGUUUUGUAAAUACUCGUGCUCGGAUGAUGAUUGUUUGACGUGUUGUUUUAAUAAAAACGAGUUUGAAUUCAUAGCAUUCUGUUGUCUGAAGGAGUUCUGCUACAACGAGACAGGGUGAAUGAACCUUCACCAGACACAUUCAACGUAAUAUUCACAAACCGUGGGACCAUCUGACAAGCACUGACAGACCAGUUGUGGGGGAUAGGGGGGAGGAUGAGACCAGACCCCAACACACACUUUGCUAAGCACCGCUGAGAAUGUAGACGUAUAUCAAACAGAUCAAAUGAAAAGUGAGAAAUAUUUAAUCUGAUCCGUCCAAAUACCAGGAAAAUAACAACAUGUACGAUUGUUACAUUGGGUUGGUGAAACCGUUUUCUGUAAAAAAAAUUUUAAUCAACUGCUAGAUCUUCGUGAAACAACUAAACUCAUUUGUUCUUGCUGAGGAUUUCGUAGCUGGUUCCUCUCCCUAACAUUUAUUAUAUGAGGUCCUGGUUGUCAAUUACUAUUUCCCAACACGACAACUCAUUAAAAAGCACUCGACAUGAUUUUGGUUUAAGAAUACUGGAAGGUGGCUUUCCAAGUCCCGCCCCCAAUGUUCCAAAUAUGGGUAGUUUCCCCUGUUCGCUAAAACAAUGGCGUUGCGCCGCAGAAAAGAUAAU
Gadus macrocephalus (Pacific cod) is the source of this 1941-nucleotide messenger RNA. RefSeq names its product spexin hormone (gene spx). Lineage: Eukaryota; Metazoa; Chordata; Actinopteri; Gadiformes; Gadidae. Gene Ontology annotation, molecular function: neuropeptide hormone activity. Bases 837 to 1202 code for a protein of 121 amino acids. The transcript is spliced from 6 exons. The record is from RefSeq and is a predicted model, not a curated record.